AUGGUUCUAAUCUAUGUCAAAUCGGGUGAAUGGAUGUGUAGUCGCGGUGAUGACUGGAGUUUCGUGGUAGACAAAGAAAGGCGUGGUCGAAUGGUAACAUUAGCAACUACUACUACGUUGAAGCAGCUCAAGAUAACGGUGUGUGAGGAUUAUGGGGUGGACCAUAAUGCCAUUAAUGCCGAGUUCAGUUAUUCGUUGUUGAAUCAAAAAGGGAAUCCUCCAAUUAUUAUCACCAAUGAUCGGCAAGCAUCUAAUUUUGUGGGCUAUGCAAAGAGGGAAUCGUCCACUACCUUGUGUGUGAUGUUCUCUGUUUCUGGUGUAAAUCAAAAGGAACGAGUCAAUAUCGAUUUGAAUAAGGAGCCUUGUGAUUCAAGUAAUGUUGAGGAUGAAGAAGUUCCUGAGAUAAAUCGAGCAGAGUUUGUCAAGCCGUCAAAAGAGUCUUUUGUUAAAAGAACGAAUCAUGUCGCUGCGGAUGGUUGCGGUGCUUUAAGGAGUGAAAACAUUGAACUUUGUCAAAACAAUGGAGACAGUGAUAAGGAUGGUCGAGCUUGGAGAGGAGACUUCGUGAAGAAGGAUCAAAUUUUCACAAGUAAAGGGGUUCUGAAGGCAACAAUGGAAAUUUUGGCGAUGAAGAAUAAUUUCGAUUACACUGUUAUCAAAUCCACGAGAAAAUGGUGGUAUAUUCGAUGUAAGGAUGCAUUGUGCAACUGGACUAUGCGUGCAGAAGGAAUAGAUGGGUCUACAUAUUUCAUGAUCAACCAAUGUGAUGGAAGACAUUCAUGUGCUCCUUCAAAGAAAAGGAAAUUCGGAAAAACAGCAUCUGCAAGAACAAUUGGGACUCUGAUACAACAUCGAUUUGAUGAUACAAACGAUGGCCCAAAACCGAAUGACAUCAUUCAAUUUAUGAGAAUGGAGCAUAGUUGUGAGAUUACUUAUUGGCACGCUUGGGAAGCUCGUGAGUUUGCUAUUGCAGCUGCUAGAGUUAGAGGAUUCUACAAUGCAAUGCGAAGGGUGAUUGUCGUUGACGGAACUUUUCUGAAAAAUAAAUACAAAGGGACACUUCUUGUUGCUACUGCUGUAGAUGGUAACUCUAAUUUGUAUCCGAUUGCAUUUGGGGUUGUUGAUUCAGAGAAUGACGAUUCAUGGGGGUGGUUCUUCAGACAGUUGAAAGUGGUUAUUGCUGAUUGUCAAGAUCUAGCUUUUGUCUCAGAUAGAAAUGCGUCUAUUUCUAAAGCUAUUGGGACUGUCUACCCUCGAUCAGCACAUGGAAUUUGCAUUCAUCACUUAUUAACCAAUGUGGUCUCAUUUUUCAAGACAAAAGGAUUGACUGCGUUGGUGGAAAAGGCUUCACGGGCAUAUAGGUACACUGAAUUUCAAGAACGUAUCACCGAAAUUUUUGAUAUGAGUCCUGAGCUUGGAAGAUAUCUACGGGAGGCUGAUGUGCGCAAAUGGGCUCGUUCUCUCUUCCCUGGCUCCAGGUAUGACAUUAGGACCACGAACCCUGCAGAGUCUAUAAAUUCAGUUCUUAGAAUACCUAGAGAAUAUCCGGUUAUUCCUUUGCUUGAUAGUAUAAGAGAACUGUUGACUCGAUGGUUCUAUGAGCGUCGCUUGUUAAGCUCAAAGCAUGUAGAUCCUUUAACCGCCAAGGUGGAGAGAAAGAUUGAUAGGAGAAUUGUGAAGGCAAAAGGAUUCCAGGUUUACAAGGUUGACAACUUCAGAUCGGUUGUAAAAGGAGACAUAUAUGAUUGUCAUGUUGAUUUGGAAAGAAGAACAUGCACAUGUGGUAAGUAUGAUAUAGGAAAAAUUCCUUGCCGACACGCCAUUCCUGCAAUUUAUUCACGAGGUAUGGAAGUGCACAGAUUCACUGACGCCUUGUACAGCACUGCAGCGUGGAGAACCGCCUAUGCAGAUUCCAUUAAUCCAAUAGCAGUUCUAGAGUCUGAAUGGAAUGUCCCUGCUGAGGUUAAACUUGCAAAUGUUUUACCACCAAAGACAAGAAAGAGUGCUGGUCGACCAGUAAAGAGAAGGUAUGAAUCAGUAGAAGACAAGAUCGCAUCUUCUCAAGGAUCAAGUAAGAAUAAAAAGCAUAAGUGCAGCCGUUGUGGAACUGAAGGACACAAGAGAGGAACAUGCGAUUUACCCAUCUAG
This is a messenger RNA of Brassica napus (rape), 2148 nucleotides long. RefSeq lists its product as uncharacterized. The coding region runs from base 1 to 2148 and encodes 715 amino acids. NCBI's taxonomy places the organism in Eukaryota, Viridiplantae, Streptophyta, Magnoliopsida, Brassicales, Brassicaceae. The transcript is spliced from 3 exons. The record is from RefSeq and is a predicted model, not a curated record. Gene Ontology annotation, molecular function: zinc ion binding.